AGAUGGUGACGACGACAUUCGUGUCUUGAGGUUUCAACCUUCCCAGAUACUGUUAUUCCUAAAUAUUCAUGCAAUGGCGUCUGGUCAGAUAUAUCGAGCUUGAAUCAUACUUCUAAUGUUGAAAACUACUUCGCUCCACUAAUCGUGACUCCAUCCUCUACCAUACAUAUCUCGAUAUCGCUCUGCGACCAAUUGCAUCCGUUAUCGGAAGCGCUGAUGACGAGAACCAGUGAUGAAUGAAGACAACAUAUCGCCCGAAAGGGGCGAUGAACAGCUCAGCAAUAAUGACAAUCCGUCUAAAAGGCCGCAAUCAUCCUCAUCAUCGACACUGACAGGCCGCUCUCGACCAUCGGAGAGUUCGAAUGAAUCUACUCCUCUACUCGCUCGAGAACGUGGUCAACAACAAGAUGAUGCUUCUUCCUCAUCAGUAGCAAAUCGUGCAGCAGCCGCGCUUCUGUCUCUUCAGGGGCGCUUUCAAACCAGCCGCGGGAAGAGUCGGCGAUGGCCAACCAUAAUAGCGUUGUGCAUUUUGUGUGCCUUGGUCGUUGUUAUCAUGGUCGUAGGGUUCUUUACACCACGGGCAAUGCAAGAAUAUGCAGAAACAGCAAUGAUUUUUGAACCCACGAAUCUUUCGAUUGACUCCUUCACAUCUUCUGGUGUCCGGGCCAGAAUCCAAGGUGAUUUCGUUCUCGACGCCUCUCGUGUCCACAAGAAAGCAAUACGUGAUCUUGGCCGUGCAGGGACUUGGAUUGCCAGGAAAGCAGAGAGUGGGCCGACAGUCGUUGAGGUGUAUUUCCCGAAAUAUGGUGAUUUAGCACUUGGCAAAGCAACAGUUCCUCGCAUCGUUUUUAAUCUCCGAAACGGGAGAACGACUCAUAUUGAUUUCUUGACGGAUAUUGAACCUGGUGAAUCGGAAAUUCUGAGCCGCGUGGCUAAAGAUUGGUUGGACGACAGGCUGAGUCAAUUAGAAGUCAAAGGGAAGGCCGAUGUCAAACUGAAAUCUGGCAUAUUUAAGCUGGGGACCCAGCAAAUUUCAACGACGCUGACUUUCCAGGAUGAUGAUGUUCCAGAAAUUCCCAAUGUUCAUGUGGACCAUUUGGAAAUUCGCGAGAUUUCAACGCCGAAGUCUUCGAAAGGAAUGAGUGCGAACGUUUCGCUCAAGAUCUCCAAUAAUUACCCUGUCAAGUUCACAGUGCCUCCUCUUGGAUUCAACAUAUUAGUACCGAACUGCGUUCCAUCUGAGCCAUAUAUUAUGGUGGCACAUGCAACUACUGAGUCUAUAAUGAUAGAACCGCGCCAGCCUGUCCAUGUCAACGCAAGCGGGGUUGUUCGUGAGCUCCCAGAUACUCUCACUUCAACUUGUCCUAGUUCGCAUUCGUCGCCCCUUGACCUGCUGCUCACAGGUUAUCUAAAGGGUCAGAAGACUACGCUCUACGUUCGAGGAUCAGAGACUGGUUUGGAUACUACGCCUCCGUGGAUUGCGGAAUUAAUAUCAAGUGUCACAGUGCCUAUACCAUUUCCUGAACACAGCUUCAAGGAUUUGAUCAAGAACUUCUCUUUGGAAAAUGUCCACAUCAAUCUGCCAGAUCCGUUUGCGGAGCCUGACACGCCAGAGGCACGACCAAAGCUUUCCGCAGUCGUGAAGGCGGUGGUAACCGUACCAGAUGUUGUGAAUUUCCCACUAAAUGUUUCAAGCGUCCGGGCUGGUGCGGAAAUCUUCUACCAUGGAAAGGAACUUGGCAUUCUCGACCUCCACAAAUGGCAAGAAGCCAAUUCAAGCAGCGUUAUUGAUGAGCGCAACAAUACCAACCUGCAAAUUGAAUCCAUUGUCAACGAUGCACCGUUGGAGAUUACCAAUGAAGAUACAUUUGCAGAACUGAUGCAGAAACUCAUCUUUCAGAAACAAGAGGCAAUUUUGACAGUUGCGGCCGAUGUCGAUGUCAAAGUGGACACCGUUCUUGGUCAGCUUACAAUGAAAAGGAUCCCCGCCAAAGGAAGCAUUCCGAUAAAACCGAUAGCUGGAAAAGGCCUGGAGUCGUUUGCGCCCAAAGUUGGUUCUCUAAAAAUACUUGAAACCACAGAGUCAUCGCUGUCCCUCCAGGCUUCUGUUAACUUUACAAACCCCACCAACUAUUCGGCAGCUAUACCUUUUGUCGAUUUUGAAUUUCUAUCCAAUGGUACAAUGCUUGGGCAUGCCACGGCCAAAAACAUCUUAAUUGUUCCAGGCUCAAAUGAAAAUGUGGUUGUCGAGGCGCUUUGGGCACCCGCGACAUCGGGAGGCCCUGAAGGAGAAAAAGUAGGCAAGGAGCUUUUGUCUCAGUAUAUUUCCGGAUAUAAUACAACGGUAACGUUGAGAGCGCACGAGGGCUCUAUUCCAGCACAGCCCACGCUUGGCAAAGCCCUUUCAUCAUUAGAGAUUGAUAUCCAAAGCCCAAGGCUACGGGCACCAAAAACACCUGACGAUGGCGAUGACGAUGGGGAAGACGACCAAGGACCCAAGUUUAUCAAGGAUGCAACGAUGCACCUCCUUACUUCAACAGCUACCUUCGUCUUGCUUUCCCCUCUUCCACACACGACGCUCUAUAUAACGCAUAUCGAUGCGACUGCCUUUUACAACCACACCGAACCUGUUGGGAGAAUCGUGUACAACUAUCCUAUUGCAAUACCGCCGGGCAUCUCACAAACUCCAAGAUUGCCCGUCACAUGGAAUCUCAACAGCGUGGGCUACGAUGCCGUCCGCCGCACACUCGGUGGCUCUCUAAAACUCGACGCCAAGGCAGUAUUAGGCGUGAGGAUAGGCGAAUGGGGUACGACGGUUUGGUUCCAAGGCGGUGGGAUCGGGGCCAAGAUUCGACUCUAGCGUACGCAUUGGCUUUCAUUUUCACAAGUAUGGAGAUGCGAGAUGUUAUGAGUCGCUUAUAUAUGAGUCAUUGCCUGGUUCGCAAGCUCAUUGUUUUGGCCCUCUUUUGAUCCUUCGAUCCAUGCCCAUCUUUAGGCGUGUUGGAAUCGGAUUGUGAGCCUUACGGCAAAAGAUAGAAUAACGGAUAUCAUGCACUUUUCUUUCUUUACAGCACCAUUAUAAUACACAAAAGAUGAUCGUCAGUGGCAAAUGUGCUUGAUAAUUGCGGCGAUUCAAUUCGAGACCCGCAACAUGAAUCAGUGGGAAUAGUCAACUGAAGCAAAUGAGCUGAAGAAUUAUAUAGAGAAAUUAUAGUAGAUUCAAUGCUAACCCUG
This is a messenger RNA of Xylona heveae TC161, 3234 nucleotides long. RefSeq lists its product as hypothetical. Gene Ontology annotation, cellular component: fungal-type vacuole membrane. The coding region runs from base 233 to 2860 and encodes 875 amino acids. NCBI's taxonomy places the organism in Eukaryota, Fungi, Ascomycota, Xylonomycetes, Xylonales, Xylonaceae. The transcript is spliced from 5 exons. The record is from RefSeq and is a predicted model, not a curated record.